AUGGCUGGUUUAGAGGCGCUGUACACCUGUGUCGCAGAUAAAAUCCAGUGUCCGCAGGACGCCGUGGUCUGCUUAGUUCACUGGGAAAUGAUAAAGAAUGGCUACCGGUGCAUCGGAUCUGGAUUCGAGCCUAGCAGCCGUGAUAAAAAGUCAGAGCUGCUUCCUGCUGACUGGAGCAGCAACAAGGAGCUGUACAGCCUGCGCUACAGAAGCAGCGACACAGACACCAUGAUGGUGCUGAAGGCCAUCGCUGUGGACUCCACGCUCAUCUUCAACUUAAUGAACUCCGGCACUAACCAGGUUUCAUACCUGAUGGUGAACAUCAGCGACCACGUCAACGCCGAUCAGCUGCACACGUUUGACAGCGUGUUCAGAGACGCAGACGAUUUGUCUGAGAAGGUGAAGUAUCGGCUGCUGCCUCGCCCAGAGAAAGCGCCGGAGAGCAGCAGACAGGAGGAGGGCGAGUCGUCUCAGAGGAGGCAGGAAGAAGACAGCGACCCCCUGCGCCACGGGCUGCAGCCUCACUGGUCAGUAAACAGCGGCGUCCAGGAAAUCGCCUUGCUCUAA
Messenger RNA from Xiphophorus couchianus (Monterrey platyfish), 567 nucleotides. Its product is annotated as proteasome inhibitor PI31 subunit-like. The transcript has 4 exons. Gene Ontology annotation, biological process: proteasome-mediated ubiquitin-dependent protein catabolic process. The record is from RefSeq and is a predicted model, not a curated record. Gene Ontology annotation, molecular function: endopeptidase inhibitor activity; proteasome binding. NCBI's taxonomy places the organism in Eukaryota, Metazoa, Chordata, Actinopteri, Cyprinodontiformes, Poeciliidae. The coding region runs from base 1 to 567 and encodes 188 amino acids.